GCUCUAUUUCCUUCAAAGGAUCGAUCUUUGUGUUUUCUUACUGAGUAGAAAAAGCCAAAUUGUUUAUCCUAACCAGAAGGCUGGAGAUAGUGAGAUGGGCUUCAGCAGACAAGGUCAAGGUUCACAACUGUGUUAAUAAAUAUUGUAGGAGGCAUGAAAUAAUGGCCAUUGUUUCACGGAAGCACUGACAAGAAGAAACUGGUACAUUAGGAACACAAAAGGGAAUUAGUCUUUGGAGUCACGUGAGACAUUUUUAAUUUACAGACCAGAAGGUCUGAAUGUUUGUGCUUUGCGGCAGAUGAUUAACCAGAUAGCCUCGAAUUCCCUUCUCAUCUGAUCGAUAAUGACUUUGCAGGUAAUGAUUUUAGGGAGACCUAUUACUUCCUGCCUAAAGCCAAAGAAUUGUUUCUAUCACAAUAUGAAAUAUACCGUGGGGGAAAAAAAUCGUGGAUAAAUAUUAGCCUUGUGGGUAAGAAAAUGUAUUAUCGCAAUACACGUAUUUCACUGUGUCUUUAAAGACUCACAGCAAGGGAAAAGUUGGAAUGCAAUGGAAACUAGUCCUAGCACAAAAUCUUACUGGUUCAACUUUAUGUUAAUUUCUUUUAUUUUAGACUGUUUCCUUUCUAAGGAGUUUGCUAAUUCGGGAAACCACUGCCUCAUGUCUAUACUUCUCAUGCAUGUGACUAGCUUCCUAGGAAUGGUCUCCCAGUUAGGCUGUUGGGAAAGGUUCCUUCAUUUCUUCCCUGUCUGGGGCCAUCCUGUCUCCCUCUCUUCUUCCCCAUUGGUCCCCAGUCACCUUCAAACUGGAUCUUGCCUUCAGCCUCUUCCAGGUGCUGGUCUUCUAGGUGGCACUCCAGCCCUCGUCCCACCACCCCACUCCACCCUGAUGGUUUUCAGACAUGCCAAAGGACCUACCUUCAGUCCUUGGGUACUAAAGCGCCCUUUACUUCUUCUACUCAUAGGAGAAGAAAAUCAAGUGUAGUUGUUUGCAGCAGUGAUUCUCAAUCCUGGUUGCUCAUUAGAAUCACCAGAGAACUUUUGAUUUCAGAUGGCUGGACCCCACCCAGAUGAGUUAAAUCUGAGAUUGGAGAUGAUGCAUGAGCGAUCUUGAUGUGAAGCCAGAGAUGGGACCCCGUGGGUUUAGGAGAGACAUUAGGGCAACUCUUUCACCUUGGUGUGUUUCUGGAACGUUGUCAGUGAUGAAGACCAUCGUCCGCCCUCACAAAGGCUGUUCGCCUCCUUCCAGCAGUGAAAUUUGGCUAAAGCCAUGAGAAGGAAGUCUCUUUUGUAGCCAGUACUUUCCCUCAGGCCUCAGGAGACAUCGGGGUCAACCACCACACUGCGUAGCUCCGGGGGCCCCGUUUACUUUGUGGUCAGUGAAAACAGCACCACUGGGACCCCCGGAGCGUGGUUACAACACAGAUGGUGCCCUGGACUUUGGCGUACUAAACUGAGAAAAACCAAAUAAGCGAGUCUCAACUCCUUUGGCCAACACUUCAAAGGGCAGGUGUCUUAGUGUGAUAUCCCCAGAAAUAUCUUCCACCGUGAGGAGUUUAUGUAGUGCUCCGGGACAUCACGGUGUGAACCGCAUUUGUCAACUAGUCUGGACACGGUGCCUCUGGUAAAUAGGUUCUAGACAAACGAUUUGCAAGCCAACUUUUAAACAUUAGUCUAUUUGUGUCUUGGAGACUCCAAGAAAGUGUUUUAGCCAAGAGCCUUGUUUGCCCCAUAUUUGUGUCUUUUGAACCGUCUCCCUGACUUGAUGUGGCUUGGUAAUUGUUAUAUGAUGCCAUUCUUCCGCAGUGCUGUAUUCUUUUGCACCAUGUAUUCAGCAAUAAGUCAUCUAAUCAGACGUUCAGAUACUUUGUUUGCAGCCCGUGAUGUUCGUGGAGACUUUGGUUUUGGACUAGUACGGAAGCUUUUUUACUCUCACUGUCUGAGAGCACUCUCCCACCCUCCCACUCACCAAAGCCCACCCCAAAGUCUGCCAAAGUAAGUGGAUUAACUUUCUACUCUUCUUAACGCAAUUAAGCUCAGCAGAACACAGACACGUUAGGGACUCAUGCAUGUGUUGGAGAACUAAUACUAGCACUGGGCUCAUAGGUGGGGCGUCAGUGUGGGAGUGUCCUGUGGCCAGCAAGGCCUGAUGGCGCUUGAGUAGCUGGAGGUAUGCAGAUCAAGGAGGACAGAGCUCUACAGCAUGGAGAGAAUCACGCUCAGUCUUGAACACCAGGAGGAUUAGAAAAGCACUUGGGAGGCACAUUCAUCUUGCCGGCGUUGUCAGGAGUGAUCAGCGAGUUUUAUUAAAAGCCCCGGGACUGCCUGAAAAGCCUCCUUGUCUGAGUUUGAAAUGAAAGGGGCAUGUUAAGAUCUUGGGGCACACUGUCGGGACCCCUUGCCCUGCCCCUUGGACUAUGAGCUAACAUCCCUGGGGGAAGCACAGAAGCCCUCCUUUGUUGAAGGGAUUUCGCCGGUGGACAAAUGGAGCUGGCCCCUGACAGCAUGAGCUCUCGGAGUUGGGGAGGGCCCCGUGCCCUGCUGCCGCUGCUGCUGCUGCUGCUGCUGCUGCUGCUGCUGUUGCUGCUGCCGGGCUGGGCCGGCCCCACCUUCAUCAGUGUUAACCGUGGGGUCAGGGUGAUGAAGGGCAGCUCUGCCUUCCUGUUCGGGGAUGACCUGAAGUUUGCCAUCCCCAAGGAGAAAGAUGCUUGCAAAGUAGAAGUCGUGAUGAACGAGCCAAUGACCCAGAGGGUUGGGAAACUCACUCCACAGGUCUUUGACUGCCAUUUCCUUCCUAAUGAAGUAAAGUAUAUUCACAAUGGUUGCCCGAUUCUUGAUGAAGACACAGUGAAGCUUAGACUUUACAGAUUUACUGAGACAGAUACCUUCAUGGAAACCUUUAUCCUGCGGGUCUAUCUCCUGGAACCAGACUGUAACAUCAUCCGUAUGAGUAACAACGUACUGGAGGUGUCCGAAUUCUAUGGCCUGUCCCGAGCCAUUGAUAAGAACGUGCUCAGAUUUGACUACGAGGGGGCGGCCGGCCUGGAGUGCACAGUCAGGCUGGAUCCUGUGGGAAGCCGGCUGCCAGCCCACGGUCAGGUGGUCCUGCUGGAGCCUCGGCCAGAAAAACCUCGUGGAGAUCAGCCGCACAGUUUUUUCCCUGAAUCUCAACUGGGAACAGACCUGAAGUGUCCAGGUGGAAGCUGUAGCCUGGGCCUGAAGAAAGCAGGAAGUAUCAAAGUGAGCUGUGAGGAGUUCCUGCUGAUGGGGCUUCGUUACCAACACACGGACCCCCCUUCUCCCAACAUUGAUUACAUCUCCAUCCGGCUGGACCUCACAGAUGGCAGGAGUAAAAUCGUAUACAAGUCAGAGAGUGCGUGGUUGCCCGUCUAUAUCAGAGCCGGCAUUCCUAAUCAGAUUCCAAGGGCUGCGUUCAUGGCCAUGUUUAUUCUGGAAGUGGAUCAGUUCAUCCUGACCUCUUUGACCACAGCCGUUCUGGACUGUGAAGAGGAUGAGACGCCCAAGCCCUUGCUGGUGUUCAACGUUACUAAGGCCCCACCCCAGGGCUACGUGACUCAUCUGUGGGAUCACACCAGACCCGUCUCCUCGUUCACCUGGAAAGAUCUAAGCGACAUGCAGAUAGCCUAUCAGCCGCCAAACAGCAGCCAUUCUGUGAGGAGACAUUACGAGGUGGAGGUGGAGGCUUACGACUUCUUCUUUGAGAGGAGCGCACCCAUUACAGUCCACAUCUCCAUCAGAACAGCGGAUACGAAUGCCCCGCGAGUGUCCUGGAACACAGGUCUGAAUCUUCUGGAGGGGCAGUCUCGGGCCAUCACUUGGGAACAGUUUCAGAUUGUUGACAAUGAUGACAUCCGUGCUGUCCAGCUGGUCACCGUGGGUGGCCUGCAGCAUGGACAGCUUACAGUAAGAGGGGGGAAAGGAUUUCUCUUCACUGUGGCUGACCUUCAGGCUGGAGUUGUUCACUAUCAUCAUGACGACAGUGACUCCACCAAAGACUUUGUGGUCUUCAGGAUAUUCGAUGGCCAUCACAGCAUCCGCCAUAAGUUUCCCAUCAACAUUUUGCCCAAAGAUGACAGUCCCCCGUUCCUCAUAAACAAUGUAGUAAUUGAACUGGAGGAGGGACAGACCAUACUGAUCCAGGGUUCCAUGCUGAGAGCAUCAGAUAUGGACUCCAGUGAUGACUACAUCUUCUUUAAUAUCACAAAACCCCCUCAGGCCGGAGAGAUCAUGAAGAAACCAGGGCCAGGGCUGAUAGGCUAUCCUGUCCCUGGCUUCCUUCAGAGGGAUCUGUUUCAUGGCAUCAUUCACUAUCGUCACUUUGGUGGAGAGAUCUUUGAAGACUCUUUUGAAUUUGUCCUGUGGGAUAGCCAUGAACCUCCAAAUCUCUCAGUGCCACAGAUGGUGACCAUCCACAUUACUCCAGUGGACGACCAGCUUCCAAAGGAGGCUCCUGGAGUUUCUCGGCAUUUGGUUGUCAAGGAAACCGAGGUGGCCUACAUAACUAAGAAGCAUCUAUAUUUUAUAGAUACAGAAUAUGACAGGGAUCUCGUCUACACAGUGACAACACCCCCAUCUUUCUCUUUCAGCCACAGGCAUCUGGAUGCUGGGAAAUUAUUUAUGGUGGAUAGUAUUCCAAAGCUAACCAAAAACCCUGCAGCCCCGGGGCUGAGAUCAUUCACUCAGCAUGCUGUGAACUACAUGAAAGUGGCCUACAUGCCACCCAUGCAAGAUAUAGGCCUCCAUCCGGGACACGUCCAGUUUGCGUUUUCUGUCAGUAACCAGCACGGGGGCACUUUGCAUGGGAUGUGCUUUAACAUCACGGUUCUUCCAGUGGAUAAUCAAGUUCCUGAGGUAUUUACCAACCCCCUGAGAGUGGCUGAGGGAGGUCACUGCGUCAUCAGCACAGAGAACAUUCUGGUUUCUGAUGUGGAUACCCAACUGGACAGCAUCUACCUCUCCCUACAGAGACUGCCUCAGCAUGGAAGGGUGGAGUUGGAUGGAUUUCCUCUAAACCCAGGAGGCACAUUUUCUUGGGGAGAACUCCAUGCCUUAAAAGUUAGAUAUCGACAUGAUGGAUCUGAGAUACUACAGGAUAAUAUAUUCUUGGAGGUCACAGAUGGCACGAAUUCAGCAGACUUGGUUCUACGUGUUGAGGUAUUCCCUGUAAAUGAUGAGCCACCACUCCUCAAGGCUGACCUCAUCCCCAUGAUGCAUUGCUCAGAGGGCGAAGAGGUGGUCAUCACCUCUGAACACAUUUCUGCUACUGAUGUGGACGGUGAUGACUCGAGACUGAUGUUUGUGAUCGCCCGAGCACCUCAGCACGGGCUGGUGAGGAAAGCCGGAGUCGCAGUGGAUCAGUUCUCUCAGGGAGAUGUCAUCUCGGGGGCUGUGACAUACAAACACACGGGUGGUGAGAUUGGCCUGGUGCCUUGUUAUGAUACCAUUACAUUGGUGGUUUCGGAUGGAGAAGCUGGUCCUUAUGUGAAUGGCUGUUGCUACAAUGGGCCUCAUCCAUCUGUUCCUCUUCAUGAGUCCUUUCCAGUGUAUGACCUCAACAUCACAGUACACCCAGUGGACAACCAAUCACCUUCAAUUGCAAUAGGUACCAUGUUCGUUGUAGAUGAGGGUUUCUCAGCAGCCAUUACCAUUAACCAUUUGUCCGCCACUGACCCUGAUACUGCAGCGGAUGACUUGGAAGUUGUUUUGGUUUCUCUUCCCCAGUUUGGCUACCUUGAAAACACUCUUCCUUCUGCAGGUUUUGAAAAAAGCAAUAUGGGCAUAAGCAUAGCUUCGUUCCAGUGGAAAGACAUGAAGGCUUUACACAUUAACUAUGUGCAAUCCAGACAUCUGAGGAUGGAACCGACGGCUGACCAGUUCAUGGUGUAUGUCACAGAUGGGAAGCGACGCUCCUUGGAGAUACCGUUUCACGUUAUAAUCAACCCCACAAAUGAUGAAGCUCCUGACUUUGUAGUACAGAAUAUUACUGUGUGUGAGGGUCAGAGGAAAGAGUUGGAUACCUCCAUCAUCAAUGCUGCUGAUCUAGACGUUCCCAAGGACUCCUUGCUGUUCAGCAUCACUCAUAAACCGCGCCAUGGCUUCCUCACCAACGGGAUGCUUAGCAAAGAGUUUCCUCCAAAUAAGCAGCCUGCCAACCCCAGCCAGAGGCAUGAACUCGUUCACAGCUUUUCCUUGGAACUUCUCAAGAAUGGAAUGAAGUUGAUGUAUGUGCACGAUGACUCAGAGAGCCUCGCUGAUGACUUUACAAUCCAAUUGUCAGAUGGGAAACAUCAGAUAUUAAAAACGAUUUCAGUAGAAAUCACCCCAGUUAAUGAUGAGAAACCAAUGCUGAGCAAGAAGGCUGAACUUACGGUGAAAAUGGGUGAAGCUCGAAUUGUUUCUAGUGCCAUUCUUUCGGCCAUAGAUGAAGACUCACCCAGGGAGAAGAUUUACUAUUUAUUUGAAAGGCUUCCCCAAAAUGGGCAACUUCAACUUAAGCUAGGGAGGGACUGGGUCCCUCUCCACCCUGGCAUGAAGUGCACUCAGGAGGACGUCGAUCUGAACUUGCUGAGAUACACACACACCGGGGCGAUGGACUCCCAGAACCGAGACAGCUUUACCUUCUACCUCUGGGAUGGUGACAACAGGUCACCGGCAUUUGACUGUCACAUCACCAUCAAGGAUAUGGGAAAAGGUGACAUUGUCAUCCUUGCAAAACCGCUUGUGGUGUCUAAAGGCGAGCGAGGUUUCUUGACGACCACCACUCUCCUUGCAGUGGAUGGAACAGACAAACCCGAGGAACUGCUCUACAUCAUCACUUCCGCUCCGCGGUAUGGCCAGGUCGAAUAUGUCCGCUAUCCUGGAGUCCCCAUUGCAAGCUUCAGCCAAAUGGACAUAGCAGGACAGACAGUCUGUUAUGUACAUAAGAGCAAGGCGGCUGUCUCCCAUGAUACCUUCAGAUUCAUUGUCAGCAAUGGGCUGCAGACCAAACAGGGGGUGUUUGAGAUCACACUGGAGACCGUGGACAGAGCCUUACCCGUGGUGACCAGGAACAGGGGGCUGAGACUGGCCGAGGGGGCCACGGGCCUGCUUUCCCCUGACCUCCUCCAGCUGACCGACCCUGACACCCCAGCGGAGAACCUCACCUUCGUGUUGGUCCGGCUCCCACAACAUGGCCAGCUUUACCUGCGGGGGACAAUGUUGCUUCGGCACAACUUUACUCAGCAGGACGUGGACAGCAGGAAUGUGGCCUACAGGCACUUGGGAGGGGACUCCCAGGUUGACUGCUUUACUUUUGUGGCCACAGAUAGGACAAACCAAGGCUUUGUUGUGGAUGGGAGAGUGGGACAAGAACCUGUUACAUUCACCAUCCAGGUUGACCAGUUGGACAAAACAGCCCCCCAUAUCACACACUUGCACUCCCCUUCUCAAGUGGGGCUCCUGAAAAAUGGCUGUUAUGGGAUUUACCUCACUUCCCAUGUGUUGAAGGCAACAGACCCUGACACUGAUGACGAUCUGAUCAUCUUUAAAAUUCUACGAGGCCCCCAACACGGACAUCUGGAGGACACAACAACAGGUGAAUUUAUCCACGAGAAAUUUAUCCAAAAGGACUUAAACAGUAAGACCAUUCUUUACAUCCUAAACCCAUCUUUGGAAGUUAAUUCAGAUAUCCUGGAAUUUCAAAUCAUGGACCCCACAGGGAACUCUGCCGCUCCUCAAAUUUUGGAACUGAAGUGGUCUCAUAUUGAAUGGUCACAGGCUGAAUAUGAGGUCUGUGAGACUGUGGGCAUAUUAUCCUUAGAAAUUACCAGAAGGGGAUAUUCCGUGGACUCAGCCUUCGUGAGUGUAAAGGUCAAGCAAGUGUCCGCUACAGUUGGAAAAGACUUCACUCUGACUCCAUCUAAACUGAUUCAGUUUGACCCAGGAAUGUCAACUAAGAUGUGGAAUAUAGCAAUUACCUAUGACGGAUUAGAGGAAGAUGAUGAGGUCUUUGAAGUAAUUCUCAACUCCCCUGUGAAUGCAGUUCUUGGCAUAAAGACAAAAGCGGCAGUGAAAAUUUUGGACUCAAAAGGAGGACAGUGCUAUCCUUCAUAUUCCUUCAACCCAAACAAGCACAGUGCGUGGGAGAAGGGCCUUUGGCGCCCGCUGUCCCCAGGGUCUUCCUCACCCGCCACUUCUGGUUCCUUUCAUCUGGAAAGAAGACCCCUUCCAUCUUCCAAGCGGCCAGCAGUCACCAGGGGAGACACUCUCCAGGGCUUUGCUUCCACAGAUCUUUCUCGUAUGAGGCUGAGGACCCAAGGGAAAGGCAAAACAGUUCUUCCAUCCUCUGUUUAUAGAAAUGGAACAGACAUCAUCUAUAAUUAUCAUGGAAUGGUUUCCCUGCAACUACAGGAUGAUAGUUCCCCAUCUCACCAAAGGAAGGCCAACAUGUCCAGUAUUAAUCAGCCACAGAAGACAAGCCAAGGGGCAGAAUUGCCUCAGGCAGAUAAGGUGGAAUCCACAACUGGCUCGCACUUCUCCAGACAGGCCCGGUUGCCCUCAUUUCCAAAGAACUGCACACUGGAAUUAAAGGGACUCUUCCACUUCCAAGAAAGCCUCCGAAAGCUGUACAAGUGUGAUGGGAUUACCUGGAGAGUGUGGAGCCCCCAAACCGAGGUGGGACCCGGGAUGAACAGCAAGGAGGUGGAAGGUGGAUCCUGCCCGGCUGGGUGGCACCGUCACUCAGGCUACUGCCACUCCGUGAUCACGGAACAGAAAGGCACCUGGGACACAGCAGCCCGAGCUUGCCAAGAACAUCACCUGGGCAGCCUCGUCACCGUUCUCUCCAGGCAGCAUAUGCGGUGGCUGUGGGACAUCAGCGGACGGAAGCCAUUUUGGAUAGGUUUGAAUGACCAAGUGCAUGCUGGCCACUGGGAGUGGAUUGGUGGUGAACCUGUCGUCUUCACCAACUGGAGGAAAGGCCCCCCUCAACGUUCAAAGCCUGGGAAGAACUGUGUUUUGGCUCAAAGACAAGGGAAAUGGCAAACGCAGGACUGUAGCAAGAGCAAACCUCACAGUUACGUGUGCUCCAGGAAACUCGAAAAGUAACUAGCCUUACAGGUGCCCACUUGGAAUUUCUCACCUAUUUAUUUACAGGAUUUGUACAUGUUGUUCAAUAGAAGACAAGGUGUCAUGAUUGACUUGGUACUUUUUUUUUUUUUUUAAUCAUAGUUUAUGAGUGAUUCUAUCUGGUAAAAAAGGAACAUAGAAGAAGAGUUCCAGGAAGAUCGAUCAAUGAAUAUUUCUUUAGGGAAGACAGACAAUUCUUGGAUUUCAAUACAUUUCAGAAUAAAUGCCUGAAGUAUUAUAUGGUCCAAGAUUUGCUGAUUCCAGGAGACUCCCACCCUGACCCCACUCCAUAUCUGAGUCAGUACCAAUUUCAUGGUCCUUGGAUUUUUUUUUUAAUCCCAAUAUCUCAAAUGAGCCCAUUCCAAAAUCUGUAUUGCUGGUGCGUCUCCCACUUCAGUCUGAGUAAAAGAAAUUCUACCGGUUCCUUAAAUCACAGUUGAGGUGCCAUCAUUGCUUUGUCCCUUUGGAGGUCUUUCACGUGUGAACCCUAAGAUAGGAGGCUGUGGAUAAAAAGAGUAUUGUCCGUGGUGGAAAAGGAAGGCUUUACAUGGGAGAAUCUCACAGAUGGAAACUCAUUUGCAAAGCUCUAGUUCAAGUGAGAAUCCAGAGGCUACCUGUACCCCAGAGGUCUACCCAUCACCACUCGUGAGACAGAUUGCUUUCUUCAAUGAAAAUGUUGGCCUUGUACCAUUCCAAAGCCAAUCGUUCCAUUUCCCUGGCCUUAUAGAUUCAUGAGAAAUCGGAAGCCACACGAACCUCUCUUUUCAUUUGCGUGUGUAGUACGCAGUGACGUUUGUCAAGGACGUUUGAAACAGAGUAUAUGUGAACGAGGGUUACAAGUUGGAAGAAAAACGCUGCUUCCUCAGAAGUGUCCCAAUGAACUAUGUUGAUGAACAAAGAAAAAUAACAGUGAAAACAGAGCCCUUGAAAACCUAUAUUCUCAGGAAGGAUUUUGAUAUAAUUUUGAGCCCUGAAGUCUUUAAUAUUUGUAGAAAUGGCACGCUAGCUUGAUUCGCUAACAUAAAGGUACCUUAUUAAUUUAUAAUAUCAGCAGAACAAAACAUUUUUGUACCAGUGAGACGUGUUGCAGCCUUACAAGAACUCCCAUCUGAAAUCAAGGGUUAAUUACAGGAAAUUAGAAAUUUACUUCUGAAGCAUGCGCUCUAAAUUCUCCUCUUUUCAUAAUCACUGAAAAGAACGGUUGUGCCAAACGUAACUUUCUCUCUGAGCACCGGUGUAAUUUCAGCAUCAAAAUGGGGUUCCCAAGUAGACGAAAGCUUUGGUGCGGGUUUUAUUAUAAUAACAUGUUCAGUAAAACUAAAAUAAACUGAAGAGAUUCAGUCCGGUUUCUGGAUAUAACGCA
This is a messenger RNA of Felis catus (domestic cat), 10486 nucleotides long. RefSeq names its product FRAS1 related extracellular matrix 1 (gene FREM1). Gene Ontology annotation, biological process: cell communication. The transcript is spliced from 37 exons. Gene Ontology annotation, cellular component: membrane. Lineage: Eukaryota; Metazoa; Chordata; Mammalia; Carnivora; Felidae. The record is from RefSeq and is a predicted model, not a curated record. Bases 2482 to 9102 code for a protein of 2206 amino acids.